AUGGAUGCCAGCUCGACGAUUGCUGUUCAGCUGGGACCCACACAGGCACACCCAGGCACCACGAUGUCCCCCGUUAGAAUUCCCGUUAUCCUUGCUCCCUUGGCACACUAUGGAUCGCCUGUGGCUGGGAAAACGCAAGGAGUUAGAAUAAAUGAUGACGAUGAUGAUGAUGAUGAUGAUGAUGAUGAUGAUGAUGAUGAUGAUGAUAGAGUUGGUGUUGGUGCUGGUGCUGGUGAUGAGGCAUUCUAG
Paracoccidioides lutzii Pb01 is the source of this 249-nucleotide messenger RNA. RefSeq lists its product as hypothetical. Bases 1 to 249 code for a protein of 82 amino acids. The record is from RefSeq and is a predicted model, not a curated record. The transcript has 2 exons.